This is a messenger RNA of Scaptodrosophila lebanonensis, 1495 nucleotides long. RefSeq lists its product as uncharacterized. The transcript has 4 exons. Lineage: Eukaryota; Metazoa; Arthropoda; Insecta; Diptera; Drosophilidae. The record is from RefSeq and is a predicted model, not a curated record. The coding region runs from base 56 to 1369 and encodes 437 amino acids.
ACAUAUUCUUAUAGCAACAUGUGCGCAAAUAUAGAAGGCAACAUACUUCUAUGAAAUGGCAACUGCUGAGAGCAAAUCGUUCGAGAAGGAUCUACGAAAUGGCAGUGAAUUCGUGGUGCUCACUGAACUGGUGCGCCAACACUACUUGCGCUAUUUGAAGCGUCAGUUGGAGGAGAAUGUGAGUGCCUGGGCCGAACAGUCGCGCAAUCAUCACAAACCCACUGCCUGGGCAAGCAUUGCCGCCAGUCUUGAGAAAAUGGAGGCGCGCGCUGUUAAAGCCUGUAUGGCUGCUCAGGUUUAUCAAAGAGUGAUGAUCAAAACGAUAGCCGCCGUACGUCGCAAUACGCAGGAGUGUAGGUUGGCAGACGCGUUAUUUGAUAACAUGCAACAACAGCAAUUGUCCACGCAAGUCCACACAAUUGUCAAUUCAGCACAAAUAUUAUCCCCCCAAAGUUUUGUCGAUAAGUACACACAAACGGAAGACAACGAAACCGAGACAGAAACGCAGCAAUCAUUCGUUAAUACGGAGUUGUCGUUAAUGCAAAAAAUCGAUUUGUUUCAAAAACGGCUCCAACUUGACGAACAUCAACCAAAAGGCAGGAGCAACAAUCUGAAGACAAUAUCACCCACUGCCACCCCCUUGUCGGUGAGACGUGAUGAGGAUGCAGUUGCUCGAGAGCUGGCGGAGCUCUUUUGUGACGAGCCGAGUGAUUUAAAUGAAAUAUUUGGCAUUGAGCCAACGGCGGCCACCGACGAUCCGCAGGUUUGUGCCAUACUGCGUGAAAUCGAAGAGUCCGAACUGCCCAGCGCCACAACCACAGCCAUGGCUGAGGAACUAUCUGACCCAGAAAUUUCGCCAACUGCCGUCAUCAUACCUGCUAAUGCUAAUAAGACUGAAACUGAUUUGCGACACAGCCGUUGGCCUUGCGAACUCUACGCCCAGCGUCGAAAACUAAACACAUGUUUGGUCCGCUUAUUGGACGCAGAUUGGAGACGCGAGGAUGUGCUGCGCUAUAAAUUUCAUCAGCUCUUUGGCGAGGACAGCGAUGACGAUUUUAGCACGGAAGUUUCAAGUCCUUCCAUCGAUCUCGUAGACAAAGUACUGCUUGCCAGCUGCAUAUUUCGCAUACGUCCCUGGGUAGUUCGACAUCUGAUGCGUCCAAUGGAGGAAGGCCUCAUAGGGAAUCGUUAUCUCUUUAAGAAAUUGGCCAAAACGCUGGCAGAGCACAUCGUCUUAGCCAACCCUUAUGCCUCAGAGUGGCAGAUCAAGCAGGCCAUAGAGUAUUUGUUUUGCAUAAAGUCCGGGGGCGUGCAGAGCGCCCAAGACUUGGAGGAGUUGCCCCAAAUAUCGGUGGAAAGAUUGGAAUGAUUGAAAUGUUUUUCUGGUCAAUUUUUAAGCUAAAUAGUGCUAAGAAUUUGGAAACAAUAGGCUAAAUGAAAAUCUCAAUCGCCCAGUUAUAUAGGCAACAAAAAAUGCAAGCAGGUAUUAUUUUUC